This is a messenger RNA of Cucumis sativus (cucumber), 1845 nucleotides long. RefSeq names its product beta-glucosidase 10. The coding region runs from base 97 to 1620 and encodes 507 amino acids. The record is from RefSeq and is a predicted model, not a curated record. Lineage: Eukaryota; Viridiplantae; Streptophyta; Magnoliopsida; Cucurbitales; Cucurbitaceae. Gene Ontology annotation, biological process: carbohydrate metabolic process. Gene Ontology annotation, molecular function: beta-glucosidase activity. The transcript is spliced from 13 exons.
UCUUUCAUAUUAGUAUUUUAGUUCGUAUAUUAAAGAAGUAAACAGAGAAAGAUAAGGCAAAUUUAAUUCAUUUGUUCCCAAACAAUAACAAUAAUAAUGAGUAUCAAUAAUAUCAUCAUCGUCAUCAGUUUGUUGCCUCUGUUCUUGCUGAUAUCCAUUUUAGGAGGCACGCAUGGUGUUGAUAAUAGAUACGAUUUUCCAUCUGAUUUUAUCUUUGGUUCUGGCACUACUGCUUUUCAGGUGGAAGGGGCAGCCAAGGAAGAUGGAAGGACUCCCAGCAUUUGGGAUACUUUUGUUCAAUCUGGACAACAGACAGAAGACAUCGACGUAGGAUGCAAUCAAUAUCAUAAAUACAAGGAAGAUGUGAAGCUUAUGGCAGAUAUGGGACUUGAUGGUUAUCGAUUUUCCAUCUCAUGGUCAAGACUCAUUCCAAAUGGAAGAGGACCUUUGAACCCAAAAGGCUUGGAGUACUACAACAAUCUCAUCAAUGAGCUACUUCUUCAUGGCAUCCAACCACAUGUAACAUUAUACAAUUAUGAUCUUCCACAAGCACUUGAAGAUGAAUACGGAGGAUGGAUCAGUCCAAAGAUUGUAGAAGAUUUCAGUGCAUAUGCAGAAGUCUGCUUUAGAGAAUUCGGAGAUAGGGUGUUGUAUUGGACAACAGUGAAUGAGCCCAAUGUUUUUGUAAUUGGAGGCUAUGAUUUGGGAUUUUUGCCACCAGGAAGAUGUUCAUUUCCAUUUGGGAAAUACAAAAAUUGCUCUGAAGGAAACUCUGCAACCGAGCCAUACUUAGCUAUGCAUCAUAGUAUACUAGCACAUGCAUCAGCUGCAAAUCUGUACAGAACCAAGUACAAGGACAAACAACAUGGACAAAUAGGAAUCAGCAUCUAUGGAAUUUCAUUGGCUCCUUCUACCAAUUCAAAAGAAGAUGCACAUGUUGCUCAAAUAGCCAGACAAUUCUUCUUUGAUUGGGUCCUCCAUCCAUUGAUGGUUGGAGACUAUUCUAGUAUGAUGAAGAAAAUAGUAGGCUCAAAACUCCCCAUUUUUACAAAGGAUGAAGGCAACUUAGCGAAAGGCUGUUAUGACUUCAUAGGGAUUACAUAUUAUGGAGAGAUGUCAUGCAAAUACUUGCCUAACAAUUGGACAGUAGAAGAUAGAGAUGUCUAUGCUGAUCUACAAGCACAAAUAGAAAUUCAAUCAGCAGCAAAAAGAUCUUUAACGUCAACGAAGGGACUGAAAGGAUUGCUUGAGUAUUUAAUCCAAGAUUAUGGCAACCCUCCUAUCAUUAUCUAUGAAAAUGGUUUUGAAGCUGAGAGGAAUGCAUCGUUGCAUGAUGUGCCAAGAGUGAAAUACAUUAUGGAACAUAUUCAAGUAGUUUUUGAUGCAUUGAGGAAUGGAUCAAAUAUAAAUGGGUAUUUUACAUGGUCAUUUAUUGAUGUGUACGAGUUAUUGACGGGCUACGAAACGAGUUAUGGAUUAUUCUACGUAGAUUUGGAUGACCCGGAUCGAAAAAGAUAUCCUAGGCUCUCUGCAAAAUGGUAUUCCAAUUUUUUAAAAGGGAAAGCUUCUACUAGUUUAGAUUUUGAUCCAACUACAGAGGAGCUUUUGUUUUAUUCCUAGUUCAAGAAUUAGUGUAAAAGAGAAACUAUUAUACCCUUCAAAAAUGUAAAAAAAAAAAAAAAAAAAAAAAAAGACUAAAUCGACAGCUAGUUCUUUAAAUAUGUAUGAUUGUGAGUGACCUUGAGGUAAUUAGGUCACUCACUAAUUAAUGUUCAAUUGACAACCCAUGUACUAAAAAGGAAAAUCGUACUCUUGAAAGAUAAAGCGUAAGAUCCAUUAGUGUUA